AUGCCUGCGAAACGUCUGGAAAUGUACCACGUCCACGGUCCUACUGGAAAUGAUCAUGCAUACAAUGGACUCCGGACUAGGACCUUAUAUCUGCUUAUUGUAGCAGAAGCGGCUACUUCAUUGGCAAACUUCAGUAUUGAUAAGCCUAUCGAAGCAAUUGGUUCAAUGCAAUCAAGCCAAGUUAGCAAGCUCCCGGAAACUUCUUUGGAGGUCAUGUACAAUAUGUUACCUGCUAGUUCAGUCUCCAGCACCGUUGCAGGUGGAAAGUCGCAUUCUAAACAGGAGAAAAAGCUUCAUCUCUGCACGGCUAAUGUCCCCACUACGUCUGCCGCUUCUUCGUAUUCCAUUGCCUCGGCUUCUUUAAAUAUCGGUGGCGGGAGUAGUGAUGCAGAGACGACAACAACACAUGAAGGGGCUGCAGCAAAUAAGAAGAAGCGUAAUAAGAAGAAAAAGUGA
Protopolystoma xenopodis is the source of this 456-nucleotide messenger RNA. The record is from the annotation of a GenBank genome assembly. Lineage: Eukaryota; Metazoa; Platyhelminthes; Monogenea; Polystomatidea; Polystomatidae.